ACAGAAUGUUUUUUGAUAUGUGAAAGCCGGAGAGCAACCAACAAUUCAAUUAAUUUUAUUAGAACUAGAUUAAUUAAUACUUAAAAAAUAAUUAUUUAAUAAUUAAAAUAUAAGUGAUUAAAAAUUAAAUUUUUUAAUAAUAAAUAAAAUAUAAGAGAAAAAGAAAACGUGUUUUUUUUUAUAAAUUAUUUAAAAUUAAGAAAAACAACAAAAAGAAAAAUUAAAUAAAAGUGUGUGAAAAGAGAAAUUAGAAAAAAAUCUAAAAAUUUAUAAAAAUGAGUUUAGGUGCACUAUGUGUUAUUGUUAUACCAACUGAAGCCGAAGAAUUAAAAUUACAACAACAACAAAAAGGUAAUGAAAAAAAUAAUUUCAUACCAACAACAGCAACAUAUCUAUCAACAUCAUCAUCUGCUGGAACAUUAACAACAUCUAGCAAUCCAAUUUCAUUAAAUAAAGAUAAAGAUAAUUUAAAUACAAAAUAUAAUAAUGAUAAUUUAUUAAUAAAUAAAAAUAAAAUUGGAUCAAAUUAUGAAAAUCAAAAUGAAUCAUCUAAAGAGAACAGUACAUUAUCACUUGAUAAAAAUUCAAAAAUUACUGGCAUCGAUAAUAAUUCAUUUGAAAUUGAAAUGGAUUAUACAAUUAAUAAUUUACAAAAUAGAAUUAAUAGAAGUGCAGAUGAUUUAAAAAAUAUACAAAAAGAAGUUACAAUUAAGGAUAGCAAUAGUGAUCAAAGUUCAAAAAAGAAACUUAAUUCUUCAUCAUUAUAUUUGGAUUUGGUGACUGAGUCGAGUAUGGUAACUGUUUUAAAAGAAAUUUUCAGAAAAUUAAGAAUUGAAAAUAUAUCAUGGAAUAAAAUUAGAGAUAAUAGAUAUUAUCAGAUAAUGUUUACAAUUGAUUGUGAUCAUAAAUAUGAAAAUUUACAAUUAAUGCUUAAUGAUUGGGGUAUAGGAUAUCGAAAAGGAUCAGAAGUAACAUUUGCAAAUUGUACAUUUAAUUCAUAUAGGCAUGAUGAUGAGGAUCGAAAAUAUUCAACAACAUCGGAGGAUUAUACGGCAACAAAAAGUGGAGUUUGGAAUCGUUUUAUGAAUAAUUUAGCAGCACGUUUAAAUAUAGCACAAGUUGUAAGAGAUGUAAGACAGGAUGCUACAAUAACAUUUGAUUUCACUAUAUUAGUUAUAUCAGCUGCUGUAUUGGCAUCAUUUGGUUUAGUUGAAAAUAGUACAAUAUUUUUAACAUCAAGUAUGUUAAUAUCACCAUUAAUGGGACCAAUUAUAGCUGGAAUAUUUGGUACUGUUAUUAAAGAUGGUCCAUUAACAUUAUUGGGUGUUAAAAAUGAAUUAAUUGGUUUAUUAAUGGCAACAUUAGUUGGAUUUGUUUUUGGUUUAAUUGUAUGUUUAGCUGAAACUGAAUAUAAUAUAUUAGAUGAUGGUUUAACAAUUGAAAUGAUAUCAAGAACAAGUUUACAUUCAAUAUGUGUUGGUAUAAUAACAGCAACAGUUUCAGGAGCAGCAGCUGCUGUUGGUAUCCUUGGUGGAAAUGUUGGAUCAUUAGUUGGUGUUGCAAUAUCAGCCAGUUUAUUACCACCAGCUGUAAAUGCGGGAUUACUUUGGGCCUUAAGUUGUAUCUACAUUUCACAUGUACCGGAUGAAAGCUCCAAAAUACAUACACAAAUGGGAGUUUAUUCUGAUAAUAUUGCAACAGAAUUAGGAAUAUUAGGUUUUAUGAGUUUAUUACUGACUGUAUCAAAUAUUAUAUGCGUGUAUGUAAUUGGAGUUGUUAUAUUAAAAAUAAAAGAAAUUGCUCCAAUAUCAAUUGAUAAACAAUUUUGGCGUCAUGAUAUUAGAAUUGCUCGUGAUUAUAAUAAACAUCCAUUUAAUGAUGAUUCAUCAUUACCUGAUGAAUAUUCUCAAUUACCAAAAGAGGAACAAAAUGUUAUAAAACGUUUAAAUUCAUUAAAAUUGGAUGAUUUAGCACAUCCAAAUACAUGGUCACCAGUUAAUUUACAAAAUUUACCAUUUAAUAAAAAUUUACAAGAUUUAGAAAGAUAUUAUUCAACAACAGUACAUUCAUCUAGAUAUAGUGGAGGCGGAAGAGCAAAUAGUCUAUGUGCUGAAAAAAUUCGUCAUCAAUUAGAUGAUUUUUCAAAUUAUGUAAGACGUUCAUCAAUGCCAUUUGAAGUUUUAACAAGAUCACCGAAAACAAAACGAUCUAUUAAGAGAUUACCAACAAUAGAAGCAUCACCAUAUGAAACAUCGGCACCAAGUACAUUAGAAAAAUCAAAUAAUUCAAAAUUUACGAUAACACCAGUACUUGAUUACCGGAAAAUUGAUCAUAAUUAAAUUGAGUAUUAAGAAACUUAAUUAA
Molecule: messenger RNA, 2364 nt
Organism: Condylostylus longicornis
Lineage: Eukaryota; Metazoa; Arthropoda; Insecta; Diptera; Dolichopodidae
Exons: 10
Coding region: 276-2339 (687 amino acids)
Source: RefSeq, a predicted model, not a curated record